AGCUAAAUGUUCCUCAUUGUCGUGUUGCUACCUCCACAGUAAAGUUGCCGGGUAUCAGCGUUGUAAUCCCACAAUGCUGCGCGCACGGCGCGUCAUUGGAGAGGGACUAUGGCGGCAGUCAGUGCACCAGAAGUGAUUACACAGCUGGAAAGCGCUGCCAAAGUUUUAAUGGCACCGCCGUCCAUGGUCAGCACAGAACAGAGGCAGCAUGCUGAACACAUAUUCCUCUCCUUCAGGAAAUCUAAGUCCCCCUUUGCCAUUUGCAAGCACAUCCUAGAGACCAGUAAGGUGGACUAUGUGCUGUUCCAGGCAGCCACGGCCAUCAUGGAGGCCGUAGUGCGGGAGUGGAUCCUGCUAGAGAAGACCAGCAUCGAGUCGCUCCGGACAUUCCUCCUCACCUACGUCUUACAAAGACCAAAUCUGCAGAAGUAUGUGCGUGAGCAGAUCCUGUUGGCAGUGGCAGUCAUCGUGAAGAGGGGCUCUCUAGACAAAACCAUCAACUGUAAAAGCAUCUUUCACGAGGUUGAACAGCUCAUCAGCAGCGGGAACCCCACAGUGCAAACCCUGGCCUGCUCCAUCCUGACCGCUCUGCUCAGUGAGUUCUCCAGCUCGAGUAAGACCAGCAGCAUCGGCCUCAGCAUGGAGUUUCAUGGCAGUUGCAAGCGUCUGUUCCAGGAGGAUGGUCUGCGUCAGAUCUUCAUGUUGACCAUGGAGGUGCUGCAGGAGUUCAGCCGCCAAGAAAACCUAAAUGCCCAGAUGUCAUCGGUCUUCCAGCGCUACCUGACUCUGGCCAAUCAGGUCCUCAGCUGGAACUUUCUACCCCCCAAUCUGGGGCGACACUACAUUGCCAUGUUCGAGGCCACGCAGAACGUCAUGCUCAAGCCUACGGAGUCCUGGAGGGAAGCGCUGCUGGACACCCGUGUCAUGGACCUCUUCUUCACUGUACACAGGAAGAUCCGGGAGGACUCGGAUAUGGCCCAGGACUCCUUGCAGUGCUUGGCCCAGCUGGCCUCCAUGCAUGGGCCCAUCUUUCCUGAUGAGAGCGCCCAGGUCUCCUACCUGGCACACCUGGUGGAGGGUCUUCUCAGCAUGAUCAAUGGGAUUGAGAUCGAGGACUCAGAGGCAGUGGGCAUCUCCAAUAUCAUCUCCAAUCUUAUCACCAUGUUCCCGCGAAGUAUUUUAACAGCACUGCCCAGUGACCUCUUCACCUCCUUCAUCAACUGCCUCACGCUGCUCACCUGCUCAUUCGGACGCAGUGCUGCCCUGGAGGAAGUGCUUGAUAAAGAUGACAUGGUUUACAUGGAGGCCUACGACAAGCUGCUGGAAUCGUGGCUAACACUUGUGCAGGACGAGGAGCAUUUUCCUCGUGGCUCUUUCGUCCAGCCAGCGAUCCAGGUCUUCAACUCAUAUAUUCAGUGUCAUUUAGCUGCCCCGGAUGGCACCCGGAACCUGUCAGUGAACGGCAUCUCUUCUCAUGAUGAGGAAGAGAUCAACGAGUUGCAGGAAGAUGACAGAGAGCUGUUCUCAGACCAGCUGUCCAGUGUCGGCAUGCUGGGUCGUGUGGCUGCUGACCACUGUGUCCCCCUGCUCACAAGCCUGCUGGAGGACCGGGUGACACGGCUGCACGGCCAGCUCCAGAGGACCCAGCAGCACCUCAUGGCCUCAUCUGAUCCUGGCUCAGUGGACCGCAAAGUCUUGGACGACCUCUACGAGGACAUCCACUGGCUCAUACUGGUGUCAGGGUAUCUCCUAGCAGACGACCCUCGGGGUGAAACGCCAUUGAUCCCGUCAGAGGUGAUGGCCUCCUCCAUACCAGGCUGCAACCGCACAGACUCAGUGAUCAGGUUGCUGUCAGCCGUGCUGCGGACGUCAGAGGUGGAGUCCAGGGCAACCCGAGCAAGCCUUACACAGUUGCUGAGUCCCCAGAUGGGAAAGGACAUUGUGUGGUUCCUCAGACGCUGGGCCAAGACCUACCUGCUGGUGGACGAGAAGCUCUAUGAGCAGAUCAGCAUCCCCCUGAGCACAGCAUUUGGUGCAGACACAGAGGGGGCCCAGUGGAUUGUGGGAUAUCUUUUGGAGAAGGUGAUCAACAACCUGUCAGUGUGGAGCUCAGAGACUGAGCUAGCUAAUGACACUGUGGAGCUGCUGGUGACACUGGUGGAAAAGAGGGAGAGGGCCAACAUCGUGGUGCAGUGUGAGAGCUGGUGGAGCCUGGCAAAGCAGUUUGCCAGCCGCAGUCCACCUCUCCACCUGCUGUCCAGCUCCGUGCAGAGAUCUCUGAUGAAGGCUCUUGUCCUUGGGGGCUUCGCACACAUGGACUCUGACACCAAACAGCAGUACUGGGCCGAGGUGCUUCACCCUCUGCAGCAGCGUUUCCUCAACCUCAUCAACCAGGAGAACUUUGCCCAGAUCAGCCAGGAGGAAGCUGUCAAACAGGAAAUUGUCGCAACGUUGGAGGCACUGUGCGGCAUUGCUGAGGCAACGCAGAUCGACAACGUGGCCUCACUCUUCUCUUUCCUCAUCGACUUCCUGUCCAGCUGCAUCGGCCUCAUGGAGGUCUACAGCAGCACGCCUGAGACGAUCAACCUCAUCAUUGAGGUGUUUGUGGAAGUGGCUCACAAACAGAUCUGCUACCUGGGAGAGACCAAGUCCAUGGAGCUAUACGAAGCGUGUCUGACGCUGCUGCAGGUCUACUCCAAAAACAACCAAAGCAGGAAGCGAAGCGAUGCCAUGGCUGAGGAGGAUCAGUACCAGGACCUACUUCUCAUCAUGGAGUUGCUCACCAACCUGCUCUCCAAAGAGUUCAUUGACUUCAGCGACACCGACGAGGUGUUUCGGAACCAAGACCAGGGAACUCCAGCCUCCGGUCGGACUGUAUCAGCCGCAGAUGUGGUGCUCUAUGGUGUCAAUAUCGUUCUUCCACUCAUGUCUCAGGACCUACUCAAGUUCCCGUCUCUGUGUAACCAGUACUACAAGCUCAUCACCUUCAUCUGUGAGAUCUUUCCAGAAAAGAUCCCCCAGCUGCCUGAAGACCUGUUCAAGAGCCUCAUGUUCUCCCUGGAGCUGGGAAUGACCUCGAUGAGCUCAGAGAUCAGCCAGCUGUGUUUGGAGGCUCUGUCUCCUCUGGCUGAACAGUGCGCUAAAAACCAGGAGAAGGACACGCCUCUCUUCAUCGCCACCCGUCACUUCCUCAAGCUGGUGUUUGACAUGCUGGUCCUACAAAAACACAACACAGAGAUGACAGUGGCAGCAGGAGAAGCUCUUUACACCCUCGUGUGCCUGCACCAGGCAGAGUACUCGGAGCUGGUGGAGACUCUGCUCUCCUCUCAGAGAGACCCCGUCACCUAUCAGCGUCUAGCCGAUGCCUUCAACAAGCUGACGGCCAGCAGUACGCCGCCCACCAUGGACCGAAAACAGAAGGUCGCCUUCCUCAAGAGCCUGGAGGAGUUUGUGGCCAAUGUGGGCGGCCUGCUCUGCAUGAAAUAACCACUGGAAAGUGACUCCGCCUUGCAAAGCAAACAGGCAAAGACCUCUACCUGCCCCGCUUAAGAAUGAUGGGUCAGAGAGACAGCUCAAAGCCUCAGAGGACCUCUCUAUCUCUCCACCUGCUGCGGGGAAACCGGCUCAUGCCUAAAUGUUUUCACCUCCUUGGAUUUCUUUUUUGUUUUUCUCCCCAACUGUUACAACCCCCACCCCGCCCCGCCAAUUUGGCGUGAUUGAUUGAUUUGAUGAAGAUGGAAACGAGGUAGCCAUGGAGACUGGAUUGCAGUGCACACAGACUCAGUCGGAGGAUCCCGUCAGACUGACGUGACUGAACACUGACCCUCAUGAUGACAAGAGGUGGAGCAGCAGCUGAUGUGGAUUGGGACGCCCUCCCCCACCCCAUGUGCCUGGAGGCUGCUGGAGCUCUUGCAACGUGCAUCGAGGGUAACACUUGUCAUUGAACAGUGAAGGAGUUGGUUGUUUUUCCAGUGAAAGUAUUAGAGGGGCCAUUUUGUUGCAAGAAUGCCACAGUGACCACCUCUCCAUUAAUGCACACACACAGGUUCCACUCUGAUAGACACACACACACGCACACACACAUUGCCCCGAUCCUCCCCAGAGUGCCUUUGUUUUGUUGAUUGUUCUGUGUGUGCAUGCAUGUCAUGCAUCAGCUGAUGACAAACUGUGCCUGCCAUUCACCAAAAACACAGUGGAUGCACAUGCGCGCACACACACACACACACACACACACACACACACACACACACACACAUAUGUGUAUAUGUGAAACGUUGUCAUGACAACACUGGUAUGGACAUCCUGGCUGUCUCUGGGCUUUCUGACCCACACAGCACAGGAGGGCAUUUGGUUGUUGGCAAUGAGAGAAAACCAAAAUCCUAGUUUCACUAAAAGGUGUAUAUAUAAAGUAAAUAUGUGUAUAUGUAAUGUUUUCAAACCAGACACCAGGAGAAAUGUACAAAGACUAAAAAAAACAAACAAAGGCUGCAAUGUUUUUAUGUGCCAGUAGAUGGCAGGAAGAGGUCUGAGUUCAACAGUGUGAAUUCAGGAAGCAGCUUCCUCUGUGUUGACCCUUCCUGCAGUUUGAUAUGUCUUCUCAGUUUGGAUUGUAGUGUUCUGUCACAACCCCCUGCCUCCUGACAGAUCGGGCCUCUAAAGUUUAGUAGAUUAAAUUGAGUAUUUUUUUACAGCAGCACAUCCACUGUAUCGCUCUUCACCACACACUGGAUUGAAGCAGAGACUGCUGAAGGACAGCAAUUACAAACCAAAUACAAAGGAGCAGAGCCACCUGCUGAAGCACUCUGUUGGAGUUCAGAGCAUUAUCCUGGUUAGAAUGGCUGUUUUGUUAAUGACAUGUAAAAGUGUACAUAAACUUAUUGUAUAACAUG
Molecule: messenger RNA, 4889 nt
Organism: Monopterus albus (swamp eel)
Lineage: Eukaryota; Metazoa; Chordata; Actinopteri; Synbranchiformes; Synbranchidae
Gene: xpo4
Product: exportin 4
Exons: 25
Coding region: 109-3486 (1125 amino acids)
Biological process (GO): protein export from nucleus
Cellular component (GO): nuclear pore; cytoplasm
Molecular function (GO): nuclear export signal receptor activity
Source: RefSeq, a predicted model, not a curated record